Molecule: messenger RNA, 870 nt
Organism: Myzus persicae (green peach aphid)
Lineage: Eukaryota; Metazoa; Arthropoda; Insecta; Hemiptera; Aphididae
Product: KRAB-A domain-containing protein 2-like
Exons: 2
Coding region: 50-562 (170 amino acids)
Biological process (GO): DNA integration
Molecular function (GO): nucleic acid binding
Source: RefSeq, a predicted model, not a curated record
AGUUUUACAGCCUACUUUCAACUCCCGAGCACAAGUCGAUCUAAUAGACAUGCAGUCUCGACGCCAUAACGAUUAUAGAUUCAUAAUGAGCUAUCAAGAACAUUUGACUAAAUACAUAGUAUUAAAACCUCUAAAAUCAAAAAGCACUGAAGAAAUUGCUUAUAAUUUAAUUGAUAUUUGUACAUUAUUUGGGGCACCUGCAAUAUUACAAUCAUGCAGUGGAAAAAAAUUUGUAACUUCAGUAAUUAACAAACUUCAUGUUAUAUGGGAUGAAGUGAGCAUUGAUUAUGGAUGGCCAAAGCUCAGUGAAAGCCAGGAAACUGUUGAACGAAAUAAUAGGGAUGUGCAAGAAAUGUUAUCUGCUUGGAUGAGCAAAAAAAAUAGUUCGGAUUGGCCAUCAGCAUUAAAAUUCAUUCAAUUUAAAAAAAAUCGGACUUUUCACUCUGGAAUAGGCACAUCUCCCUAUGAAGCAAUGUUCAGAUGCACUGCAAGAGUAGGUAUUGCAUCGUCUAAUCUUCCAAAUGCUGAAAUAACCAAAAUAAAAACAGAAGAAGAUUUAUAAAGUAUCACCCUUUAUAACCAAUGGUAUUACUAAUUUUCUAAUAAUAAAGAAGAUGACAUUAAAAAAAAAAAACAGUUAUCUGUUUGCAAAAGAAAAACUCAUGAACUGGAUGAAAUGCUUAAAUAAGCGAAUGGAAAAGAGGAACCCUUCAAGAAAAGGAGCAGUUAAUAGUUGUGUGGUUUUCCUGUUGUACCAGUGCAUAGUGGGUCAUGCAAAAAACAUUCUGCAUGUUGCAAGGCACAUAAAAUGCAGUAUGUAAGACAUAUUAUAAUGUAUUGUUGUAUACAAAUAAAAUGGUACCUAAAAUA